This is a messenger RNA of Procambarus clarkii (red swamp crayfish), 624 nucleotides long. RefSeq lists its product as uncharacterized. NCBI's taxonomy places the organism in Eukaryota, Metazoa, Arthropoda, Malacostraca, Decapoda, Cambaridae. The record is from RefSeq and is a predicted model, not a curated record.
AUGACAUCACAAAGUGGUUCACAGGAACCACACAUUGCUCACAGUGGUUCACAGGAACCACACAUUGCUCACAGUGGUUCACAGGAACCACACAUUGCUCACAGUGGUUCACAGGAACCACACAUUCCUCACAGUGGUUCACAAGAACCACACAUUGCUCACAGUGGUUCACAGGAACCACACAUUGCUCACAGUGGUUCACAGGAACCACACAUUGCUCACAGUGGUUCACAGGAACCACACAUUGCUCACAGUGGUUCACAAGAACCACACAUUCCUCACAGUGGUUCACAGGAACCACACAUUCCUCACAGUGGUUCACAGGAACCACACAUUGCUCACAGUGGUUCACAGGAACCACACAUUCCUCACAGUGGUUCACAGGAACCACACAUUCCUCACAGUGGUUCACAAGAACCACACAUUCCUCACAGUGGUUCACAGGAACCACACAUUCCUCACAGUGGUUCACAGGAACCACACAUUCCUCACAGUGGUUCACAGGAACCACACAUUGCUCACAGUGGUUCACAGGAACCACACAUUGCUCACAGUGGUUCACAAGAACCACACAUUGCUCACAGUGGUUCACAGGAACCACACAUUCCUCACAGUGGUUCAUAG